AUGACUCCAGACAAGGAACAAAAAAUGAAUAAUCUCACAAAUUUUUCGGAAAUCAAUGAAGAAGACAUUCAAAUGAAUAAAACGAGACUUUUAAAGCAACGAGAGACGGUCAGGAAGCAAAAGAGACUACAAAAGAAACCUUCUCAGCCCACUGAAACUCCUGCUUUCGAUGCAAAAUUCUACGAAGAUCUUCUCAAAGAACACGAUGAGUACGAGGAAGGUCUUCAGAAGAUGUUCCGUUCCAAAAUUCAUUCUUUGGAAACUCAAUUAAAAAUAUCUCGAGACGCUGCCAAAAAGACUCGAAUCCAAAAUCGAAAACUUCAGAAAUUGAACGAUGAGCUUCAGAAGCAACACGUGGAAGAUAUUCAAGAAAUUAUGAAAUUGAAAGAUUCACAGGAAUCGAUUCUGGAGACGUUGGACAUUGCUCAUGACCAAUUGAUAUUCACAGAAAAGGAAAUGGAGGACGUGAUUGAAGAGAAUGAGAAGGAAAUUUCAGAAUUGGAAUAUCGAAUUUAUAAGUGGAGAUCUUCGAAAUCGUCGGAUUCGAAAAUGUUGAAAAAGUUGAGAAAUGAGAAUAAGAGAUUGGAAAUUGAGUUGGAGGAAUCAAUGGAUGAGAAUCAGAAAUUGAUUGAAAUGAUUAUGAAUGGAAAGUCUGGAAUUGAAGAUAUCAAAGAUCAAAGAAUCAAAAGUCUCGAGGAAUCUGAAAAUCGGAAUAUCGCGGCAAUUCGAAACCUUUUUGAGCAGCUGGAAACCACGGAAAGAUCAAAAGUGAUGACACAAUGGGAAGUGUAUGAAUUGAGGAAUUUGGUGAUUCCAGAAUUGAAACGAAGAAUUAAGAAUAUCGAAUCAGUGAUUGUACAGUACACUCCACAAAAAUUGGGAUUCAAAGUGUCACAAGAGACGCAGACAACAGAAGACGUCGUUCAGAUUUCAAUUGAAUCUGAAUUGGAAACCGAUUUGGAGACUGAAGAGUGGUUGCAGAAAACUGUGAAAUUUGAGAUGAAUUAG
This is a messenger RNA of Caenorhabditis briggsae, 1008 nucleotides long. The record is from RefSeq and is a predicted model, not a curated record. Lineage: Eukaryota; Metazoa; Nematoda; Chromadorea; Rhabditida; Rhabditidae. The transcript is spliced from 2 exons. The coding region runs from base 1 to 1008 and encodes 335 amino acids.